Syngnathus typhle (broad-nosed pipefish) is the source of this 1930-nucleotide messenger RNA. RefSeq names its product phosphatidylinositol 5-phosphate 4-kinase type-2 beta. The transcript is spliced from 10 exons. The coding region runs from base 491 to 1726 and encodes 411 amino acids. Gene Ontology annotation, molecular function: phosphatidylinositol kinase activity. Gene Ontology annotation, biological process: phosphatidylinositol metabolic process. The record is from RefSeq and is a predicted model, not a curated record. Lineage: Eukaryota; Metazoa; Chordata; Actinopteri; Syngnathiformes; Syngnathidae.
ACCAAAGCGCGAAAGACGCCAUCUUGAGGAGACCCUCGGAUGCAAUGCUGGUUGGUGAUGACUGUCAACAAUUUUGGGCGCAUCAGGAUGAGAUUACCGAGUUCAAAGUGAACCCGAGUCACAUGGGUUGUGGGUUAUAAAUAUUAGGAGAGGUGCAAGAGGAGCUCUUGGACUAAUGUUCGCCGUGUGGGGUUGUUUUUAAAACGCAAAGCCCGCUAUAGCCUGAUGGCUGGCUAGCUGCUGUGAGGACCCGCGGCCUGUACGGGAGGAGGAAGGGUGGUGACGGCGCAAAAUGCUCGACUACCCCUGACUCCCAACCAGACAGUUCCAAGACAGAGACUCGCUUCGAGUUGAACGACGAGCACAAUGCACUUAGAAUUUUUUUAAAGCUCUUCGCUUUUCAAUUUUUUUUGGGGGGGUGGGGUGCUGUUCAGACGCUCCGAACGACAGUGAAUGCCGUGGCGCGUGCUCUGAAUUGCCAGCCCGAGACAUGUCAUCCAACUGCACCAGCGCAGCGCCUGUCAGCGCUAGCAAAACCAAGACGAAAAAGAAGCAUUUUAUAGGACAAAAAGUGAAACUGUUCCGUGCAAGCGAACCAAUCCUCAGCGUUUUAAUGUGGGGUGUGAAUCACACGAUUAACGAGUUAAGUAAUGUGCCUGUACCUGUAAUGCUGAUGCCAGAUGAUUUUAAAGCCUACAGUAAGAUCAAAGUGGACAACCACCUAUUUAACAAAGAAAACCUUCCUAGUCGCUUUAAGUUCAAAGAAUAUUGUCCCAUGGUGUUCCGAAACCUGAGGGAGAGGUUUUCCAUCGAUGACCAAGACUACCAGAACUCUCUGACGCGGAGUGCUCCCCUCAACAGCGACCCCCAGGGUCGUUUUGGCAAUCGGUUCCUCUCCAGCUACGACCAUCGAUUUGUAAUCAAAACUGUGUCCAGUGAGGACAUCGCUGAGAUGCACAACAUCCUAAAAAAGUACCACCAGUUUAUAGUGGAGUGUCAUGGCAACACGCUGCUCCCUCAAUUUCUGGGUAUGUACAGGCUAACAGUGGACGGGGUGGAGACGUACAUGGUCGUGACCCGGAAUGUAUUCAGCCAUCGCCUCACUGUUCACCGCAAAUACGACCUGAAGGGUUCCACAGUCUCAAGGGAAGCAAGUGACAAGGAAAAGGCAAAAGAGCUCCCCACUUUAAAAGAUAACGACUUCCUGAAUGAAGGCCAUAAGCUGCAAAUAGGAGACGACAACAAGAAGUACUUUUUGGAGAAGCUAAAACAUGAUGUGGAGUUCCUGGCCACUCUCAAGAUCAUGGAUUACAGUCUUCUCGUGGGGAUCCAUGACGUGGAACGAGCAGAGCAGGAGGAGAUGGAUGUGGAGGCUGGUGCAGAUGAAGAAGAGUAUGAGAAUGACGGGAUGGGCGGAGGCGCUCUCACUGGCUCCUUUGGCACACCACCCGACAGCCCUGGAAACCCCUUUAACUGUGCAUUCUUAGGGCCCGGCGACUUUGACCCCUCUGUUGAUGUUUACGCAAUCAAGAGCCAUGACAGUGCUGUCAAGAAGGAGGUGUACUUCAUGGCGAUCAUCGACAUCCUCACACAUUAUGAUGCGAAGAAAAAAGCUGCACACGCUGCCAAAACUGUGAAACACGGGGCAGGGGCCGAGAUCUCAACGGUGAACCCCGAGCAGUACUCCAAGCGCUUCUAUGAGUUCAUGUCUAAUAUCUUGUCAUAAACUCCUCUCCACUAAGCCUGCCCAGCCACAGUUCUGUCACACGUGUACGCACGCACGCACACACACGUACACACUUUAUUCAGCCAAGUCUUUCUUGUCUUUCCUUACCCUCUUCAGCAUCAUGACGUCGUCAUGUUUUGAGGCGGUUACAAACCCCUUAACACAAAUAAUCAAACAAUGCACCCCCUUCCAUUAAUUUUAGAA